AUGAAGAUGGCGACAAUCCAGGCCAUCGAGGCUCGUUCAGUACACCAAAUCCAAUCUGGUCAAGUCAUCGUUGACUUGUGCUCUGUCGCUAAGGAACUCGUCGAAAACAGUCUGGAUGCCGGCGCAACAACCAUAGAGGUCCGAUUCAAGAACAAUGGACUCGACCUGAUUGAGAUCCAAGAUAAUGGCAGCGGGAUCUCGCCGGAGAAUUAUGAGAAUGUCGCCUUAAAACACUAUACUUCCAAAUUAUCGUCAUACGAUGACCUCUCGAGCCUGCACACCUUCGGUUUCCGAGGCGAGGCGAUAUCCUCACUCUGCGCGUUAUCAGACUUUCAUAUCGUCACGGCACAAGCGAAGCAAGUCCCCCGCGCAAAUCGUCUCGACUUUGAGCAAUCUGGGAAACUCUGCAAGACACAGAUUGUGGCUGGACAGAAGGGAACGACCGCGUCGGUAGAGGGCAUAUUUAAGCGGCUUCCAGUGCGUCGACGGGAAUUGGAGAAGAACAUCAAGCGGGAAUACGGGAAAGUGCUGAACCUGCUUCAUGCUUAUGCCUGUAUUAGUGCCGGAGUCCGCUUCAGCGUGAGAAACACAGUUGGCAAGACGCGAAAUGUCGUGGUCUUUUGUACGAAUGGGAACAAGACCACCAAAGAGAACAUUGCCAACGUGUAUGGCGCGAAGACACUUUCUGCGCUGAUUUCCCUCGAUCUAGAGUUGGAGUUUGAACCUUCCGCAGCUACGAGACGGGUUGGGGAUGACCAACUUAGUAAGAUCCAGGUGCGAGGCCAUAUCUCGCGUCCUGUCUUUGGCGAGGGUCGCCAGACUCCGGAUCGUCAGAUGUUCUUUGUCAACUCUCGGCCAUGUGGCCUACCGCAGAUCCAGAAGGCGUUUAAUGAAGUCUAUAAAUCAUUCAAUGUUUCGCAGUCGGCAUUUAUCUUUGCGGAUUUUCAGAUGGAUACAAACGCUUACGAUGUCAACGUUUCGCCUGAUAAACGCCAGAUUUUGCUUCAUGAUGCGGGAGCUAUGAUUGAAUCGCUCAAAGUCUCCCUUACGCAACUCUUUGACGAUGCUGAUCAGACUGUACCGCAGUCAUCCGUCAAAUCCAAGCCUUUGCCAAAACAACAGCCACUGGCGUCACUUCCGGGAUUCGUCACCGCUCGGGAAUUGAACGAGAGUGAUGGGAUUGGGACUCCCAAUCGAGAUCAGACGAGAGAAAGCACAGUUGAGACUCCGGAGGCGAGUCAGCAGAGCACGAUUCAGCGUUUCGCAAGCUCACAACCGGGUAUGGGGAGCCCGGCGCAAGUUAUGCCAUCCCCGGCUCGAUCCAUGAGGGCACCGCGUGCUACACCAAAUACUGCUUCGCUGACACCGGCCGCAAGCGAGCCAGAAACGCCUACCGUGGAUAUUCCUGAUGAUGAAAUCUCCGUCCAGGAAGCCAUUCAAGAAGAUCCUGAGCCAACACCUGUCUCUCACGUACCGGCAUCCCAGCCAUCCACUAUGGAAGAGACUCCAUGCCGCACCCCUGGGGACCCAGAAGCCACACCUAAUAUUGUCCAAAAUGCUUUUGAUCGCAUGCGCCCGCGACGAGAGCCAUCUGAACUAGCCACCAUUACUAUCGGCAAUCGAACUGUCACAUCAAUGGUCGGUAGUGGUCUCCCACGAAAACGUAUCUCCGAGGAUCCGCCCCUAAUGAAGGAGACGCCCCGUCGGAAGAGACGGAUAUAUACACCGUUGCGGCCCAAUGUAUUCGGAGACCAUAUGAGAGCAUUUGCUGCUCCUGGAUCGCAGCUAGAUAACGAAGGAGAUGAAGAGGAUUCCGUUAGUGAAGUGGAGGAGGUCGAAAGAGAUGAAGGACCCCUCUCCAGUGAAGUAGAGGACAUAGAUGGUGCUGAAGAGGAGCUAGAAGACGAGGCUUCUCCUCCCGGAUAUGCAGAUCUUGUUCCGGCGCAUCAAUCGGCAAUUGAGAACUCUGGAAUGAACCGUAAAGACGCUUCGACGGAGGAUGUCGAUGAAGCUGAGAAGAAAGCGCAGGAAGAAGCCACUGUCGAACGGCUCAUCCAUGAAGCUGAGGAGACUGCAGUGCUUCCCCAAGAGCACAGUGCGAAUCGCGCGAAGAAGAUGAACAAGGGUGCAGCGCAUCGCGACGCAACUGUACAGCUCGCUGGCACGGUUGACGGUUCUGUCUCACAGAUUCAAUCUCAACUCGCGACAUUGCGAAAAACAUUGCAAGUGGGCGGCAAGCAAAGAGAAGGGGAGGCCUCUGAUCUUGACGAGAAAUCUGCCGAGGACAGACUUUCCUUGACUGUAAGCAAAAACGAUUUUGCUCAGAUGCGUAUCAUCGGCCAAUUCAACUUGGGUUUUAUCAUUGCUGUCCGUCCAGGAGAAGACCACGAUGAGCUUUUCAUCAUUGACCAGCAUGCCUCGGACGAAAAAUUCAAUUUUGAGCGCUUGCAAGCGGAAACUGUGGUCCAAAAUCAGCGACUUGUCCGGCCGCAACGCCUGGAUCUCACUGCCGUCGAGGAAGAGGUCGUCCUUGAAAAUCGCGAGGCUCUCGAGAAAAAUGGUUUCCUCGUGACCAUUGACGAAAGUGGCGAUGAACCCAUCGGUCGUCGGUGUCAACUAGUCUCAUUGCCGCUGAGCAAGGAAGUCGUGUUUGGUGUACGCGAUCUAGAGGAACUAAUCGUGUUGCUUUCAGAGUCAGUUUCAACCUCAAAUGAACUGUCAAUACCUCGGCCAAGCAAAGUGCGCAAAAUGUUCGCUAUGCGCGCUUGUCGCUCAAGUAUCAUGAUUGGAAAGACUUUGACACUCCGUCAAAUGCAGCGCGUCGUUCAGAACAUGGGUACUAUUGACAAACCGUGGAAUUGUCCCCACGGUCGGCCUACUAUGCGACACUUGAUGAGUCUGGGCCAAUGGGACGAAUGGAAUGAAUUCGAGGAAAGUGAAGGCCUCACACCUUGGAAACAAUACUUGGAAGGACAAGAAGACGAAGAAUAG
Molecule: messenger RNA, 2991 nt
Organism: Penicillium paradoxum
Lineage: Eukaryota; Fungi; Ascomycota; Eurotiomycetes; Eurotiales; Aspergillaceae
Product: ATP-binding mismatch repair protein PMS1
Exons: 4
Coding region: 1-2991 (996 amino acids)
Biological process (GO): mismatch repair
Cellular component (GO): MutLalpha complex
Molecular function (GO): ATP hydrolysis activity; mismatched DNA binding; ATP binding
Source: RefSeq, a predicted model, not a curated record